AUGGAGGACGGGCUGCUGGAGAUCAUGACCAAGGACGGCGGCGACCUGCCCGCGCCCCUGGAGGUGUCCGCCGUGCCGGCCGUGGGGGACGUGAUCUCGGGCGAGUACAACGGCGGCAUGAAGGAACUCAUGGAGCACCUCAAGGCCCAGCUGCAGGCCCUGUUUGAGGACGUGCGGGCCAUGCGGGGGGCCCUGGACGAGCAGGCCUCGCACAUCCAGGUGCUCUCGGACGACGUGUGCGCCAACCAGCGGGCCAUCGUCUCCAUGUGCCAGAUCAUGACCACCGCGCCCCGCCAGGGCGGCCUGGGCGUGGCCGGCGGCCACGGGGGCUUCCCGGGCGCCCCCCAGGAGCCCGAGACCCCUUCGCCUGGGAUGGAGGACGGCGGUUUGCUGGAUCGCGACCCUGAGGACGAGGAGGAGGAGGAGGAGGACGACGACGACGAAGAAGAAGAAAAGGAAAUGCCCCGCUCCUCCACACCCACUAGUCCCUUGGAGCGCUCCGAGAGCCCCUGUGCCGGCCUCCUGGCGGGGGACGGGCCACUUGUGGAGUCGCUCGAGCUCCCCGACAUCACCCUGCUGCAGCUGGAGGGCGAGCCCUCCCUGUGA
Pipistrellus nathusii (Nathusius's pipistrelle) is the source of this 606-nucleotide messenger RNA. NCBI's taxonomy places the organism in Eukaryota, Metazoa, Chordata, Mammalia, Chiroptera, Vespertilionidae. The record is from the annotation of a GenBank genome assembly.